CUCCACCACAGCGCACCCCUCAGGUCCCGUUCCGCCGGACGCUCCCGGACCGCAUGUGCACCAGAAAGCACCAUGGGCCAGGGGGACCAUCGACCGCCGUACAAUAUUUCGCCGGCGACGGCGACACGUUGAAACGCCGCUCGAGGUCGACGAAAUCGACGUUGCACGGGAGGUCCUCCUCCCGCGCCCUUGAAACCUGAUGCACCACCCCGAGAACGGGGACAGCCGACAGAGAUGCAAGCGGCUAGCGUUAAAAGCGAUCGCUGGCGCGGCGCCCGGAAGCAGCCGGAUCCGUAUCGACCUCGAGCGGUUGAGGAAGGACAAACACCUACGGGUCGCCUUCCAAAACAGGGCCUCCAGCCGCCCUCCGUCCACGGCGCUCAGGCGGCCAACGGGAGAGACCGCCGCCGAGCUGACGGCUACGGUGAUGUCGGCCGCUGCUGAGACCGCGCCGCUGGCGAGCUGCGCACGAGGGCAGAGAGGCUGGUACACUAGCGAAGCGCAGCACGAGAUCUCCGAAACGUCUAAGGAGAAAAAGGCGGCCCAGCAGCAACUGCCUGGGGCCUCAAAGAACANGCUCAAGGCGGCGCGGAAGAAGCGCAGCAUCGCGAGGUGGAGAGCACUGGAAACGUUCUUCGAGGGCUAUGUACGGCAGCUCGAGAAGAAGAGCCGCGAGGGGGAUCAGGCGGGUUUCUACAGGCACCUGAAGAUGAUCGACGUCGAAGGUAAGACGUUCACCUCUCAGAACAUCAAGGACGAGGACGGUAAGGUCCUUCGGGACCCCACGUGUAUUCGCCAACGGUGGGCACGGUGGUUCCACACGCUUCUCAACAUCAAGCCGCCGACCAUCGACCUGCAUGCGGCUGACAAGGUCAAGCGGUGGCCCACGUGCGUGCCACUCGACGACAUCCCAUCUCUACUUGAGGUUGAGGAAGCGGUACGGGAAAUGGCCAACAGAAAGGCCGUCGGGCCGGACGACCUACCGGCUGAGCUGAUCAAGCUUUUCCUGGACGGAGAUCAAGGUCUCCUCCGCGAGUUCCACGCCAUCGUCGUGGACGUGUGGCAGACUGGGGACGUACCACAGCAGUGGAAGGAUGCCACCAUCAAAGUGCUGUUCAAGAAGGGGGACACGAUGGAGUGCGGCAACUACCGGGGCAUCUCUCUCGUCGCACACGCCGGCAAGUUGCUGCUUAAGGUCGUCGCUACACGACUGAGCCACUACUGCGAGCGAGAGGGCAUCCUCCCGGAGGAGCAGAGCGGUUUCCGCCCACACCGGUCGACGCUCGACAUGCUGUUCGCCAUCCAGCGGCUCCAUGAGCUCGCGAGGAAGAAGAGUACUGCGGUGUUCGCGUGCUUCGUCGACCUCACCAAGGCAUACGAUUCGGUGGACCGAGACCUACUGUGGGACGUGCUCCGACGCUUCGGCGUGCCCCCGAAGAUGCUGGCGGUCAUUCGCCACUUCCACGAGGGCAUGAGGGCGCGCGUCCGAACGGACGACGGGCAGUACUCGGAAUGGUUCGACGUGGGCCAAGGCCUCUGGCCCCGCUGCUGUUCAACUUGUUCUUUGCCGCGAUGCUCAUGGUCGCCGUGGCCGAGUUCGACAAGGACCCCAAGGUGACGGCGGACAUGGUCAAGAUCGGGACACAAGUGGAGUACACGGGCAAGAAGGGCAGGUCGGCGGGGAAGAAGACGACGGUGGUGACGGACGCGGAGGUCUUGUGGGCCAUGCUCUACGCUGACGACGCGGCC
Messenger RNA from Ectocarpus sp. CCAP 1310/34, 1749 nucleotides. The record is from the annotation of a GenBank genome assembly. Lineage: Eukaryota; Phaeophyceae; Ectocarpales; Ectocarpaceae.